AUGUCUUCACGUCGAAUAGUGCCUUUAUCAGAAACUGGUGAAAUCUUGGAUAAACAAAGAUUGACAGAGCAACCAGAUAGUCACGGCAUAACUUAUGUUAAAUUUAAAAAUGAAAUUAAAGCUUACACUGAGGAAGAGGAGGAAAUCCUCAGUGAGUUAACUAAUUCAGUGAGAGUUAACAGAGCACAAGAAGUAUUUAAUCAGCUUGUGCUAAAUUUUAAAGGAAAGGAUUCCUUAAUCAGAAAGUACAUGGUUGAAGUAGAUAAACAAAUGAGAGAACUUCGAGGUGAGAUUUUGAAGGAUGCACAAAGUCCAGCAAAAAGCUACACAACAGAACUGAAAAAACUGGAAGUGAGCAAGCUUGAAAUGUUUAAAUGGCUAUUACAGAAGGAACUAAAAAAUGAAAACUUCCGUAAACAGGAAGCUCUGAAGAAGUUCAUGGCAGUGUGCGUCAAUAAUGAACUAGCACCGGAGACACCUGACAGUUAA
Messenger RNA from Candidula unifasciata, 489 nucleotides. Lineage: Eukaryota; Metazoa; Mollusca; Gastropoda; Stylommatophora; Geomitridae. The record is from the annotation of a GenBank genome assembly.